AUGGAGCAACAGAACGACGCAACUGCCUCGCCGCCGUCGCCCACAGCAGCGCAGCAGCCGCCGACUGCUGGACGACCCCUCGGCGAGGCGAAAGCCGGGACCGAUGGCCAGAAUUCGCCGCUGUCGCCCAAACGGAGGCUCCAGCGCGGACCCCGAAGUCCCGCUGCAAACCCUUCGCCAGCCAGAUCCCACAAGCGUUCACCUCACCGCACAAGUCCCAGCAGAAGUGCCAGUGCCAGUCGCAGCCGAACUUCACCGCUGCCCAGUACCAACUUCGAUAAAGCCCGGGCCAGGCAGGAACGCAAUGCGAGGCCUUCGCCCGGCAGGGCCCGCCGCCGCACGGCGACGCUUGGCCAGAGCAGCGGGUCUCCUCCUCCUUCCGUCGAGAAGACUCCCCGCACGCUGCAGCCGUUCCCUCGCCCUGUUACGACAGGUAUGGAAUGCAACGUUUCUGUGGGACGUACGUGUAUCAUGUUACUGAGCAUCUAA
Molecule: messenger RNA, 489 nt
Organism: Dermacentor andersoni
Lineage: Eukaryota; Metazoa; Arthropoda; Arachnida; Ixodida; Ixodidae
Source: RefSeq, a predicted model, not a curated record